CCAAACGUCACCACUGGCCUGCUGAGAUGCGAGUCAUGCGAGCCUCCGUCGUGAUCUUCUCCAGCCUUCUGGCCGUGGCCUGCGCCGGUCACUUCGGUGGUGGAGGAGGCGGCGGCCAUUUCGGCGGCGGUGGAUUCGGCGGAGGCGGCUUUGGCGGCGGCGGCGGUGGUGGAUUCGGCGGCGGCGGUGACGACGGCGGAAGCGUGGGCGUCGCCUCGGUCUCGUACGUCAAGACCCCGGUGGUGAGCGUCAACUACGUCGCCAAGCCCGUGGUCAGCUACGUCGCCAAACCCGUGGCCACCGUCUCGCACGCGAUCAAGCCGGUGCUCACUUACACCACGGUGUCCCACGGCGGAGGUGGCUUCGGAGGAGGCGGCUUCGGAGGAGGUGGAUUCGGUGGUGGCGGAUACGGUGGUGGGGGCGGCCAUGGCGGCUGGUGGUGAUUCCGUCGGGAAACCAACACCCCAAAAAACGUUUGGGUCGUUCUCGUACCCUCGUGCGCGUUGUAAAUUUAUCGACGAUAUGUCCGACGCCCAUCACGCUGGCAACACCAACGGCAGCGGU
Ixodes scapularis (black-legged tick) is the source of this 564-nucleotide messenger RNA. Its product is annotated as keratin, type II cytoskeletal 2 epidermal-like. The record is from RefSeq and is a predicted model, not a curated record. Lineage: Eukaryota; Metazoa; Arthropoda; Arachnida; Ixodida; Ixodidae. Bases 27 to 443 code for a protein of 138 amino acids. The transcript is spliced from 2 exons.